This is a messenger RNA of Equus caballus (horse), 715 nucleotides long. Lineage: Eukaryota; Metazoa; Chordata; Mammalia; Perissodactyla; Equidae. The record is from RefSeq and is a predicted model, not a curated record.
UAUAGCAAAGCUGGAUUUCUACACUGAAACACAAACCCCUAGAGCUAGCGCUCCUAAACACAGUAUUUUGGAAAUGAUCCACACGUUUAACGUAUCUGUGAUGACAGGUCUUUUGAUAUUGCAGGACAGCCUGGAGCCACCUAUGUUCCCGAUGCAGAAGGGAUCCCUGAAUCUCCUGAGGCAGAAGUGGGAAUCCAGCGAUUACCAGAAAAGCGAGUGCUGUCCCAGGGGCAGCCGUUGCAGGUUUUUCCAGCCUCGAGAAACCAAAUUGCUUGAACCUGAAGGCGAGGAAGUGUCAGCACCUAGACCUCCAGAUCCAAGUCUGCCCCACAGUGUGGGGGAAGAAAUGUUGAGCUCAGAGCCUGAAGAGAAGGGUCCUGAGGACAAGAGUGACAUCUCCAGGGAAUAUGGCCGGCCUGAAGUGCUGAAGGGGGAUUCCUUGAGGGGUCAUCGCAGGAUUGAGCGCUUCUCCAUUGCCCUUGAUGAGCUCAGGAGUGUGUUUGAGGCUCCCAGGAGUGAAAACAGACCAGCUGGACCAGCUGAGUACAGCCAAAAGGAAGUGGAAAUUGAGAGAAGUUUGUGUUCACCAACAUUUAAAAGUCACCCUGGGAGCCAGUCCGAAGAUUCUGUGAAAGAUUCAGACAAGAAAGGCGAGGAAACAUCUUUUGACAAGAUGUCACCUGGAAGUGGUCACAGCCACAUCUUUGAAGGUUAG